AUGUCUGACUUGGACGUGAUACUGCGAGAAAUAAAAGGUUUUCGCCGAGAAAACAAAGGAAAGCAAGAGGCCAUUAAAGAGGAGAUUGUUAAGAUAAAUGCCAGGAAGGACGAAGUAGAAGGUGACGGCCUGGACAACAGCGUGGCUUCGCCGAGCACGGGCGACGACGACGACCCGGACAAAGAGAAGAAACACAACAAGAAGAGAGGGAUUUUUCCCAAGGUGGCCACCAACAUCAUGAGAGCGUGGCUCUUCCAACACCUAACGCAUCCCUACCCCUCAGAAGAACAGAAGAAACAGCUGGCGCAGGACACAGGACUCACCAUCCUACAAGUGAACAACUGGUUCAUUAAUGCGCGGAGGAGAAUAGUGCAGCCCAUGAUCGACCAGUCAAACCGUGCAGUAAGUCAAGGAGCUCCUUACAAUCCAGAUGGCCAGCCAAUGGGUGGCUUCGUCAUGGACGGCCAGCAGCACAUGGGAAUCAGACCACCUGGGCCGAUGGGUGGAAUGGGCAUGAACAUGGGCAUGGAAGGUCAGUGGCACUACAUGUAGCCCUACCCGAGUCUGACCAAUCACAACGCAAUGGGGGAUAGCUGGAGGGGAAUCGUGUGUCUCCCAGAGGCCCGUGGAGCUAAGGAACGGCACACCUCGACUUCCCGAUGCCAGUAACCAACGAAAACAAGACUCCGGACUCAGUGACCGUUUCGUCUGGCCGACACCCGUCACCUGGACGUCUUCCAUGGCUGCCUCUGAUCUCUUUCCACCAGAAUCGAACUGAGCUGCGUUGAUCAAAAUUCGGCCAAGUGCAGGAAGACCUGACUCCUGACAGAAUACCGCUUCUUCUUCUUCUUGUUCUCUGGUUGGCACAAGACUUCAGUCCCUUUGCUGCUGCCCAGUCGCCCCACGCGGAUUCCUCCAUCAAAGUGAUUGUGAUUGACUCUUUUCGGGCGAUUUACCUGUACCUCCGGCAAAUGUGGUACCCGGUUGAUCUAUUCUCGACUCUUGAGGGCAAAUGUUAAAAGACUUCUUUUCAUGAGGAGUGCUCUACUCUUUGGGACGGAGGAUGUGGACCAAAGAGAAGCCAAUGUCUGUAAAGGACAGGAGGAGGUGCCCUUUAAAAAAAAAAGAAUACAGUGGAUUAAGACCUGGAUGGAGAGAUGGCAAAAGUGAUGAAAUUAAAAAGUAUAAAACUAUAUCAAGCCCUAGUUUGGGAAAUGAGUUGAGAAAGAAAAUAUACUGUAUACUGUUGUAAAAUUACGCUGGACUCUCACAAGAACUGGGAAACUAAGUAUUGUAAAUGCUAUUGUAUUGUUCUGCAUAUUAUGUUGUUUCUAAUAGAUUUUUUAAAAAAGGAUGUGAACUUUUUUCUCUUUUUUCUGGUUUGUUUGCGGAUUCUCUUAUCUGUGGGUGUGCAUGUGUGAGCGUGCGUGUGUGUGUGUGUGUGUGUGUGUGUGUGUGUGUGUGGGUAGGCACUGUCCCAACCUCCAGUUUCAUUGAACCACGUUGCAUUUUUGUUUGUUUUGGAAAACGAAGUAAAAUCCGAUGUCCGCACUUUCUCACAGCCUUUGUGGAAUAUCGGAAAGGUCGGCGAUCCAGGUGUUGGUUUUGUUCGAUUUUUAUUUAUUUUUAUUUUUUUUUUUACCACUCCUCACAGUUUCCUCACGGACAUACAAGAUGCAGAUGUUUCUGACAAUUUGGCUGGACUUUUUUUUUCAACCAGACGGGCAAAGUUUUCCCCCCGCCAUCCCGUUUUCUACUGCUUUCACUUUAUACGUAUAGGAUGAAGAGAUCCUCUUAGUGUCGUCAUGGUGAUGCACUCUUUAGAAAUUUUUCACAGUUGAUGGGGAAGUUGCAAGUAUGACCCAGAAGACAUGUUUUUUUUUUUGUUUUUUUCUCCAUCUCUAUCCGAUUGAACAUCUUUUCCAGGGUCUUAUCGGUGCGUUUAACGUCACAUGGCGGUGCACUCGCGUUCACACGGCCAAUGGAUUUUCUCCCUCUCAUAAUUCGAUGCAGAUGCUUUGGGAAAACAACAUUUAUGCCACGGUUCACUCUUGUUUUUUUUUCUUUUAUUUUUGACUAGGUUGGUAUUAUGCUGAUCAACAGACAGGAGAGAAUGUAAAAGUAACACUCUAAAAACUGCUGGGUUAAAAACAGCCCAGUCUAGGUUAUUUUGCCAACCCUUUUCUGGGUCCAAAAUUAAUCCGUUCUAAUGCACACAUCUUCUUGUUUUCAAUAAAAAUGUCUCAGUGGUGAAAAAGUAACUGUACGUCCAUUCCAACAUUUUUGGCUAGCUGAUUUUUUUUCUACUGGGUGUUUUAUGCUGAAGGUAAAAAUUAUUGUACGUAAAAGUCAGAAGCAUCAAAAUAUCACCUGCUAUAUAUGAGACUAUAACAUAAUUAGACUUAACAGUGCCUCUAAGAUCUUUAUCUUUAUAUAUAAACCAUUAUUUAGGUUUAAAAUGGACAAGUGUAUUACACUAAAGCUACAGAAGAAGGAAUGAAUAGAGUGACCAAUUACCAGGAAUAAUAAAGACUUAAUAUUUAAGCUAAAAUGUACUAUUUUCAGUUCACUACUGCAGUAAAAAAAUAAAUGUCAAAAAAUGUAUAUUUAGAAGUUUUAUUGACAAAACUUGAAUUUAGAUGAGAAAAGUUACACUUAGUAUACUUUACAACCAAUUGUUUAGCUAGCUAGACUUGCACUAGCUAGCACUAGCUACCUAGCAUGUGAAAGGCCAAUGUUGUUUUAAGUAAAAAAAAAAACAACUGGUUUUCUAGUGUGAACUAAAGUUCAUAACACAAUUACUGUUCUUAUUCAGCAACAUUUUAACCAUCUAAUGUCUUUUUUCAUCCUGUUUGAAGAGGAUUGUUGAAGUCCGAUCAAGCUGAUGUAUUCAAAAUGGCGACUGUUGAAGAAUGAUGAGGCUCCUUUUAGUCUCUUAACUCAUCAAACUGGGUCCUGAGUUUUGAUUAAAUCUGCAGCUAUAACUACCAAACAUCUGUCUCAAUAGCAUAGGGCUAAAAUAAAAGCCCAGCAGUUUUUAUGUGUGCUGCAUGUGUGGAACAGUAUUGAUCUGACUGGGAACAUGUGUGUGUUGUAGAGAGAGAGAGAGAGAGAGAGUGUGUGUGUGAGAGUGUGAGUGUGUGUUAUCAAUGCUUCCACUAUCCAUUGCUUCAGACAUGUAUGACGCACAUCUUUUAAAAUUUCUUUGAAGACAAAGUCAUGAGUCGUAUGCUUUUACUUUGAAGGGUAUAUGUGUACAUGUGUGUUGUAAAUAAAUACUUUUCUUCAAAUAACACAACUU
Poecilia latipinna (sailfin molly) is the source of this 3301-nucleotide messenger RNA. RefSeq names its product homeobox protein Meis1-like. Bases 1 to 552 code for a protein of 183 amino acids. Gene Ontology annotation, biological process: regulation of DNA-templated transcription. The transcript is spliced from 7 exons. Gene Ontology annotation, molecular function: DNA binding. The record is from RefSeq and is a predicted model, not a curated record. Lineage: Eukaryota; Metazoa; Chordata; Actinopteri; Cyprinodontiformes; Poeciliidae.